CUCGCGAACACUCUGCCCGGACUGCGCGGUACAGCCUCAACUUCAGUGUCUACAACCCAAAACACGAUGGUGGAACAGCGUUUAUCUCUCACACUUCAUAAGAGAAAGUUUUAUACUUUGCACAAAUGACAACAUAGUCGUUCGCGUCUUUUAAUUUCUCCACUGUAGAUUAAGUCAUACGGAGUUAUUUGAUUUAAUUCCUCCUGGCGUUUCUCGGGCUUUGAAGAUGUCCGACCCUUGUUCUGAACCUGCAGGAGCCAUCAAGGCCAUUGACAAGACCUCGGUGCAUCAGAUCUGCUCAGGACAGGUGGUGCUGACUUUAUCCACGGCUGUCAAAGAGCUGGUGGAGAACAGCAUUGACGCAGGAGCCACCAACAUUGAUGUGAAGCUGAAGGAAUGUGGAGUUGAGCUUGUGGAAGUGUCAGACAACGGCAAAGGUGUCGAUGAGGCCAACUUUGAAGGACUGACACUCAAGCAUCACACGUCAAAGCUCAGAGAGUUCUCCGAUCUCACUCACGUGGAAACGUUUGGCUUCAGAGGUGAAGCCCUCAGCUCUUUAUGUGCUCUGAGUGACCUGAGCGUGGUGACCUGUCAUGAGUCCAGUCAGGUGGGCACCAAGCUGGUGUUUGACCACAGAGGUCACAUGGUGCAGCGGUCACCUCAUCCCCGUCAGCAGGGCACCACAGUCAGUCUGCAGCAGCUCUUCUCCACUCUGCCUGUGAGACACAAAGAGUUCCAACGCAACAUAAAGAAGGAAUACGCCAAAAUGCUCCACAUCCUGCAGGCGUACUGUAUCAUCUCUACCGGUGUAAGAAUCACCUGCUCAAACCAAAAUGAGAAGGGAAAGCGCAGCACGGUCCUCGGCACCAAUGGCAGCCAGAAUAUGCGAGACAACAUCGGAGCCAUAUUUGGCCCAAAACAGCUCCAGAGCCUCCUGCCUUUUCAACAAGUUUCCCCUUCAGGCAGUAUCAUUGAAGAGUACGGACUGAAAGACACCGAUUUGCCCAAACAGCUUUUCACUAUCACAGGUUUUGUGUCACGCUCGGAUCACGGUGUGGGGAGAAGUGCCACAGACAGACAGUUCUUUUUCAUCAACAACCGACCAUGUGAUCCACUCAAGGUAACCAAAAUUGUAAACGAAGUGUAUCACAUGUACAACAGACACCAGUAUCCAUUUGUUGCUUUGAACAUAGCUGUCGCAUCAGACUGUGUUGAUGUGAACGUGACCCCGGACAAACGACAGAUUUUACUUCAGGAGGAGAAACUCUUGCUUGCUACUCUGAAGACCUCGCUCAUCAGCAUGUACGAGGCUGGAGUCAAUAAAAUCAGCCUGAACUAUAUGCACAUGGCAACCUCCAGUGUCACAUGUCGGGUUGUCCCGUCCAGUAAGAACAUGCCAGAACAUGGAGACGCUGUGGAACCAGCAACGAUGCAGAGCCCAAAGAUCUCACUGAACUUGGCCGGUCUAAAAGCUGCCUUCUCAAGUCAGAACAGCUCUGGUCUUGGGAGCAAAUCCAGCUCAUCAAAGGCUGUGGGCAGCAGCAGCAGCAAUGGUCCAGCACAGAAGACACUGCAGUCCUUUUUUAAGGGUUCUGCCAAAUCUUCUGCCUUCAACUCGAGUAGUAAAUCACCUCUGAAAUGUGGGAAAGACCUCGCUAAAUGUUCCCCAGUGGGAAAAUCUGUGUUGGAUGGAUUCAGAUACAGAAAUGAGUCGUGUGAUGAUACAAAUCCAGAUCGUGUGGAGAUAAGUUCUCCUCAAGCAGUCAUUGACACCCAAAGGGUAAAAGAUGAAGAGUUUGAAGAAACAUCAGACUAUAGUCAGACUGUACCUGAAGUGCCAGAGAUAAAAGCUGAGCCAUGCACUACAAAAGAGGACGGGAGCAUGAGUCCAGACGCCAAACGGGCCAGGAAAGAUUAUCCACAUCUCCCCACAGAACAAAAAUCUUAUUCUUUCUUAAAUAAUUCUGAAGGAUCAUCUUCCACUAAAGUGGAUGCUCCAGUUUCCUUACAGAAGAGGACAGUGACUCUGAAGUUCUCUUUACAAGAGCUGGAAGGGAAAAUGAGGAGGUUGAAGGAGCAACAGAAGCCCAGUGACGAGUUACUCUUCAGACGUUUCAGGGCCAAGAUCAACCCUGGAGAAAACCAGAGUGCGGAGGAAGAGCUGAAGAAGGAGAUCAGUAAAGACAUGUUCAAAGAGAUGGAGAUCAUCGGUCAGUUCAACCUGGGCUUCAUCAUCACCAAACUCCACUCGGACAUCUUCAUGAUCGACCAACACGCCACAGAUGAGAAGUACAACUUUGAGAUGCUGCAGCAGCACUCGGCGCUUCAGGGACAGAAACUCAUCGUCCCACAGAAACUUCACCUCACUGCGGUCAGUGAGAACGUCCUCAUGGAGAACAUUGAGAUUUUCAGGAAAAACGGCUUUGAAUUUCUGAUUGACGAGGAAGCUCAGGUGAUGGAGAGGGUGAAGCUGGUUUCUCUGCCCACGAGUAAGAACUGGACGUUCGGUCCAGCUGACAUCGAGGAGCUGAUCUUCAUGUUGAGCGACAGUCCGGGUGUCAUGUGUCGACCGUCCAGAGUCAGACAGAUGUUCGCCUCCAGAGCCUGUCGGAAAUCUGUCAUGAUCGGCACGGCGCUCAGCGUCAGCGAGAUGAAGAAGCUGGUGGGUCAUAUGGGCGAAAUCGAGCAUCCGUGGAACUGUCCCCAUGGCAGGCCCACCAUGAGACACCUCGCCAACCUGGACAUCAUCUCACCAGAUUAAUCAGAGCAAAGAAGCAGCAAACAGAGACACACUGGAGACACUUAAUCUACAACACUAUCGUUUCAGUUGAUAUUUGUACAGUUCAGAUUGUAGAUGUUGAUUGUUUGUGUUUUUAUAUUCGUAUGUUUUUUUAUUCU
Molecule: messenger RNA, 2898 nt
Organism: Solea senegalensis (Senegalese sole)
Lineage: Eukaryota; Metazoa; Chordata; Actinopteri; Pleuronectiformes; Soleidae
Gene: pms2
Product: PMS1 homolog 2, mismatch repair system component
Exons: 15
Coding region: 227-2761 (844 amino acids)
Biological process (GO): mismatch repair
Cellular component (GO): MutLalpha complex
Molecular function (GO): mismatched DNA binding; ATP hydrolysis activity; ATP binding
Source: RefSeq, a predicted model, not a curated record